AGAGAGCAGUCCUGUUAAUGAUGGAACAAAGACAGCCAGAGGCUGAUGAUUUAAACAAACUUACUGCUUGCUGCAACCCACAUCAUUCAGCUCUGCCUGUUGCAAACUGACGGAGCUGGUUCCCCUUACCGACAGAAUGGGUUAGGUGUAACUGCACAAACCAGGCUUUGUCCAGUGCUUGUUUCCUCAUGUUACAAGGUCUAUCUCGAUAGAACCUGAAGAUCUAUCUGUAGUAAACGUAUUCUUGAUAAAUAAUACUUUUCAGCUGAGUUAUUCCGUUCUGUGUGGGAAUGUCUGCACACAUUUAUUCGGUAGAGACAUUGGGCUUUAAUAUUAACACCUUGCUUUAAUCUCUAUUAAUAUUCUAGUGAAGAUGAGUGUGAAGGAACCCUGUUGCCUCACUCAAAGCUCUUCUUGAAGGGUGAACACAGUUAAAGAUAACAGUCCUCCAAAGCACUGAAGAAACCGGGCAAGUUUGGGAGCCAUUCCAGGGAUCCAGCUGCUUGAUGGAAGCAUGUCAUCAUGCUCCAGCCGGCUCAGAGAGCAGGAGGAGCAGGGUCCUUUGACAUUAUCUGUGGACCCUGACAGUCUAGGCUUGUUCUGGAUGCUGCUACAGAUCUAACACCUCUUGGAUGAUCCUGGAGGCCUGUCUUUGAGCUCCAGUUUGUGCAGCUCCAAGUCCCAUUUCCAACAGGUUUUCUGUCCUCCAGCCUUGGCAGUGGAGCAUGGCUUACGGGGGAACACAGAGCAGGAUCUGCCAAGAGCCACAUCACAGCUUGCUGCUGUAGGGCCUCUGCAGAGGCAUCCUUGACCAGCCCAGUAAUAUCAGUGUGAAGCUCUUCACACUGUUCUGCAUCUCUUAUCUUGUCAAGAGGCUGAGAGUGGCAUUUGCUUUAACUGAGGCUGGUGGGAACAGGAGCUGGGUCCUUCAUGGGAAUAGGCCCUACGCUGGUCCACUUCACACAAACGAAAGGAUGGAGGAACGUACCUGAGUGCAGGCAAGCUGCCCCUGUUUUCCAUCAAAGCUCUGUGGCUUUCACAGAACACCUCUCUGCCUAAUUCCCACUUGAUGUGUGACCCAACAUGAUCCCAAGGCCAGUGCCCACUGCUUUCCACAGCCUCUCCUCCACUGGUAAAAAGACCUUUGUGCCCUGAUCAUGGAUUAUCCAUGGGAAGCAGUAGGAAGCUGUGGAUAGGUCCUUCGUGUCGCCUUUGGGAUACAGCAGCGAUCACGGCAAUGACUGAUGUUCACUCACUGGUUCUCCUGGAAAACCAACAAGGCUCCUCUAGACCUGUCCUCACAGUGAUGUCUCCAGACCGCAUGUCUGCAUUGGCACCUCACUCAUGAAAACCACUUAGGAGGAGUUCCCUGCGAGUGUGGCAGAGGCUGGGCUAGGUAGACGUGGAGUGACACGCGGACAGAAGUCGCCUUGAAGGGAACGGCACUGAACCUGCCCCGGGUUUGCCCAGCACAGGACAGCGGUGCCAGGCAUUCAUAGCUGUGGUGGGGACAAACAGCAGGACCAUGGCCAAUGUUGGGAGAAAUGCGCGGUCCCCAAGGAGCUCCUGGGCUUGCAAAGUACUUGUUUGCUCCAGCAAGAUGGAUUCUUUAAAAAAACCUUCAUUUUAACCGGCGUAAUUUCCUCACUGGCAGUAGCAAAAAGGCAGUAACAGUAAUAAACUCUCCGCACUGUUUUUCAGGUGUCUUUUUUAACAAGGGUUAAUCAACAGUAAAAUUAACAGGCCCCCGGAGGGAGCUACCAGCAGCCCGUGCUGACUCACGGACUGACAUUUAUUGCAGCAAGGAACUCCUUUGCAUUUCCUCCCGCAUGCGGAAAGGGACACUAACAGAAGAUGUUUGUAGGGAAAAGGGGUGGAGAGCAGGGAGGAACGCGGGCCAGCGGAGUUGGUUUGGUUAUAAAGAGCUAGGGAGGAAAGAGAGGCAGCAUUUCAGCCCGCAUCUGGGUCUUCGGAGGACUCUGCGAUGGCAGACAGAAAAACUGAGUCACUGCAUUCCUCCAUAGGGCUCUUGGGCAUUUCCGCAGGAUCGCUGUUACUGGCCGUGCAUUUCUAUGGUUUACCCGGAGCAGCCCCUCUGAUCCCCAGCACUGCUCUAGGAGUCCUUCUCUUGAUUUUAUCAUCUCUUCUGGCGUACGCAGGAAUUCGGAGAAGCCUAAGAAAUGCCUCCCUGUUUCUGUCUCUCUGCCUGACCAUCUCAGUGUUCUGGUGCGGCUAUGGAGUGGUCUUCAUCCUGGGAGGGCAAGGAGUUUUAAACGACACCGGUGAUUUCCGCAAUGCCUUGGUGCCUGGCCUGGUCACGUUUACUUUGGCACUACUCAUUAUUGCAGUGGUGGGCUUCCUUUGCAGAGAGGUCAUCCUAGCUAUGAUUGCUUCUGCUGUCUCACUUGCCAGUGCUCAUGAAGUUGCCAUGCAUUACAGCACAGCUUUCGGUUCCUCUGCUGUGGCUUGCAAUUAUAUGAUUGUCUGCUUGGUUGGUGGUUAUUUUGCUCUGGGAAGGAUUCUCUAUUUCCUAACCAAAGAGAAAAUUGCCCUCCCUGGCACAGAUCUGGCCAAGAAAAAGACCCGUGAACAGAUCCAAUCCACCAGUGGCAGCGUGAAUCAUUUUGCAGUCACCGGUCUGAUCCUGAACAUGCUGUCUGCCAGUGUCUUUGGCUGUAGGCUCCUGGGCAUCACUGGCAAACUAUUUAUCGGUCAAGUGCCCUGGCUGUGGGCAGCUGGGAUCUACCAGAUUGGCAUCUGCAUUUUAUCGUACCGUGCAAUGGAUGUACUAAUGGCUACGUUCUUUGGUUUCACUUCCAUCCUGAAAUUUGCUGGAGGCUAUUGCCUUCUGUACCCAAUCUGGCAACCAGAGGAGCCAUCUUUCCCUACUCCAUUCCUGGUGGUUUUCUCAAUUCUUUUUGUUGUUUUGGCUCUUUUUCUCACUCUUAAGAGCCCAGUGGAUGGCCUGUAUUUGCUGUUUUAUGUGGCCUACUGCAUUGCAUUAGCUUGCCGUCCCAAGGGAUUUUUUGAAGGUGGACCCCAAGGCGUGGAUGUGGCUAUCUUUGUGGCCUCAGCCUCGAUGGCUCUAAUUCACCUGUACAAUGUGAAAGCAAGUGCCAAGAUCCCAACAGGGAAGGGUGCUGUGAAGGCCCUACUUGCUCGCAGCAGCUUUCUGAAGCUUCGUGAAGGGGCAGACCUUCACGCUCCCUACCUAGGGUAUUCCAAGUAUGCCGAUGCAGAAGUGCUUGGCUAUGCGUGCAGUGUCCUCACUUCUUUUGCUGUAACAAUGACAGGGGACCCACAGGCUCCGCUUGCUACUGUUGUAAUUCCAUGGGUAGUGGUAGCUGGUGGGAUCCUUAAGCUUCUAAGUGGCUCAGUGGCCUUUGCCCGCGGUAAAACCCUGGAGAGCAGUGCCUUCAUUCUCUAUGCUGUCAUGUGGAUCAUCUGGGGCUUGACAAGAUACGGUGGCCUCUACGGCACUACCAGAAGCUUCCACGCAGCAGCAGGCAUCAUUGCUUUCAUGCUUUUCAAUGGCUUCAUUGUGUUCUGCACACUCUUCUUAAACAUCGCCUGGUUCUUUUACUCCCUCGCUUUCUCGCUCAUCGCUGUCAGCUUCUUGCUGGAGGCCAUCCAUGCUCUUCCAGCUGGCUAUGACGUUGCUGCCACUCUCAUCUUUGGUCUGGUCAGCUUUUACUGCUUUCUGUCUGCCCUUUUCAACAGCAUCUUUGAAGGUUCUUGCUUACCAAUGGGUAGGGCCAUUGUGCAGCUUAGUGGUGUGGGGGGAGGAAUGACCAAGUGCCUUCACCUGCCUGCCAGGAAAGCUUCCUCAGUCAAGAGAAUUGCAGAUAUCCUGAAGAACGGAGGGACUUGCGGCAUUCCCACAGAUACUGUGUAUGUGCUUGUGGCAGCCUGUAAUCGCCCUGAUGCUGUGGAGAAAGCUCACCACUCCAAGCGCCAGGCUCAGGAUCGCCCCAUGUCACUCUGGAUUUCUAGCCUAAAGCAACUGGAACCUGCAAAGCAUUUGUUCGCUCCCCUCCUCUGGGACUUCAUGGAGGCUGCCUGGCCAUCUCCUAUUAGCUUGGUAGUCCCCAGAGGUGAAUGGGUGGACUUCCUGGGAAUGAAGGACUCUGCUAAAUACGUCGGUACCCCUCAGAGCAUUGCCGUCCGCAUCCCUGACUGCUCUGUCACCACACACCUCAUCGACUUGGUUGGCCCCAUUGUGGUCACGUCAGCUAACCCAACGGGAGAGGCAGACACAACGCACCACAACCAAGUGUAUGCCAAGCUGGGAGACAAGGUGGAUGCGGUUCUUUGUGAUGGACCUUCUCCAGAGAACAUUGCCUCCACCGUUGUGGACUGCACCAAAAUUGACAGUGGAAACAUAGGGUUCUUCAGAGUCGGUAUCAUCCCCAAGUCUCAGGUGCUGCAGAUACUGGAGCAGGUGCAGAAGAAGCACAAAUUGGUUCCUGCCAGCGGCACUUGCACCACAAAAGGCGAGGAAGAACAUCUGAAUCACAGCCAUGCCGUGCACAACGGGGUGGGCACGGCAGCCUCGGAGGAGACGGUGCCGGUGCAGUCCCCCGACGACGGCUGCGAGAAUCACACGCGCCUCUGACUCCCGCGCAGGUCUAGCAGUUACGUGUUUGGAAGGGGUUUGCUGGAAAAUGAUGCGUAGGUCAAAUUGGGGAAUGGGAGAGGGAGGUUUCCCAGCUGCAGCGGUGACUUAUUCAUCUUUCUAUGGACACUGCUAAAAUAUCCCAGUGCAGAGCUGACUUACAGACCGCAGUCACCCAGGAGUAAAAUUUUCACUUGCGGAAGCUGCCAGCUUUCACCGAAGAUCAGACGUGACCAAAGAAACUGUUAUAUCGGUGACAGACUGGCCCGGGAGUAACAGAGCUUCUUUCCUUUCACCGGGAGUUAACACCUUCCGUUUGGGGCACAGACUAACGUGAAGUGUUUCAUAAUUACACGUUGGGGGCAAGACACUGUGUGCAGCUGGAAGUGGGAGGAGGGAAGGUGUAUUCAGGUACCGUGAUGGUGAAUGCAGCGGACUUUCUGGCACAGGUGAAACAAAGCCUGGCCUCGGGAGCUUGGGGCUAUCUUCUGACGCGUCUUCUCAAAAACGGAGGUGACAGAACCCAACACUAAAAAGAAAUGCCGCUUCCUGUAUUUUACAGUGGAAUUACCAUUUGGAUGAUUCCAAUAAUAUCUCCCUAGAAGUGCCGGAGCAUUACGGAAGACCCUCCUUUCCCAUGUUAUCUUAUGCAGAGUAUGAAUUUCAGGAGAAUCAUCUGCGCCGCAUUUGAGGAUGCUAGAAGCUGGUCUCUUGCCUUGUAGCAUAACUGUACACAUCUCAUGGUGCUUGUCCUCCAGAGCGCGGGUGUCGUGCAGAGCGGUAGCCGCUGAAAAGAAAAGUUUUAUAACCAAUGUCAGGAGUUUUCCUUGCCAAAGACAGCACGGCUGUGCAGUUAGGGGCUUGUUUAGCCUCAAAAAAACCCCUCUGUUCCUUUUAUUCUUACCUGACUCAGGUGCAAGGUGCUGAUCAAACUCCAGCUGAAACCAAUGAACUGAUUCAUUGAUUUCACCUGAAGUUCUGCUGGAACUUAAGCGUAAAUGCUGUGCAGCCAGAGGAGCUCAAACUCUAGGAACUACAACAAAAACCAGGUCUUCUCAGCUUGUUCUUACAGAACCGGCUCUGUUCCUGCAGAGAAAGAAAAUGACAGAUAAUUAACUUUGUUAAAUAAUUUUGCUGGUCUACUUACUGUAUCUCUUUGGAGUUUAUUAAACUGAUUUUUAGAAAGCAAUAAAAUAUUUUCAAUAAACGGUCAU
This is a messenger RNA of Grus americana (Whooping crane), 5829 nucleotides long. RefSeq lists its product as uncharacterized. Gene Ontology annotation, molecular function: double-stranded RNA binding; nucleotidyltransferase activity; tRNA binding. The record is from RefSeq and is a predicted model, not a curated record. The coding region runs from base 1985 to 4615 and encodes 876 amino acids. The transcript is spliced from 9 exons. Gene Ontology annotation, biological process: regulation of translational fidelity. Gene Ontology annotation, cellular component: cytoplasm. Lineage: Eukaryota; Metazoa; Chordata; Aves; Gruiformes; Gruidae.